Hansenula ciferrii is the source of this 1761-nucleotide messenger RNA. It is a transcript of the gene XKS1, whose product is annotated as xylulokinase. The record is from RefSeq and is a predicted model, not a curated record. Gene Ontology annotation, molecular function: D-xylulokinase activity. The coding region runs from base 1 to 1761 and encodes 586 amino acids. Gene Ontology annotation, cellular component: cytosol. NCBI's taxonomy places the organism in Eukaryota, Fungi, Ascomycota, Saccharomycetes, Phaffomycetales, Wickerhamomycetaceae. Gene Ontology annotation, biological process: D-xylose metabolic process; xylulose metabolic process. The transcript has a single exon.
AUGUCAAAUUUAUACUUUGGGUUCGAUCUUUCCACCCAGCAAUUGAAACUACUAGUCACAAGGGAAGAUUUAUCCCUUCAUUCAACUUAUAAGAUUGAAUUUGAUAAAGAUUUACCUCAUUAUAAAACAAAUAAAGGUGUUUAUUCAAAUGAAUCAACUGGGGAAAUUUAUGCUCCAGUGAAAAUGUGGAUCGAAGCAUUAGAUGUCAUCUUAGCAAAUAUGGCACAAGAUCAAUUCCCUUUUGAUAAAGUUGCUGGUAUUUCAGGAUCUGGUCAACAACAUGGUUCAGUUUAUUGGUCUGGUGAUGCUGAUGUAAUCCUAGAAUCUUUAAAUCCCCAAGAGAAACUUGUUGAUCAAAUCUCACCAAAAGCAUUUACUUUAGAAACUUCACCAAAUUGGCAAGAUCAUAGUACAGGUGAAGAAAUUUCAAAAUUUGAAUCUUUUAUUGGUGGUGCUGAAAAUUUAGCUAAAAUUACAGGUUCAAGAGCCCAUUAUAGAUUUACAGGUCCACAAAUUAGAAAAAUUGUUAAAGAACAUGACGAUAUUUAUCAUAAUACCAAAAGAAUUACAUUAGUUUCCAGUUUCCUUGCAAGUUUGUUAAUUGGUAAAGUUUCAAAUACUGAGGAAGCUGAAGCUUGUGGUAUGAAUCUUUAUGAUAUUGAAAAAAAACAAUGGAAUGAUGAAUUAUUAUCUAUUUGUACUAUAACACAUGAAAAAGAUGGUAUAAAAGAUGAAUCAAUAAGAUCUAAGGCAAUAAAUGAAUUAAAAUCUAAAAUUGGUGAUGUUGUGAAGAUUGGUUAUAAUUCAUUAGGUUCAAUUUCACCCUAUUAUAUCAAGAAAUAUGGAUUUAAUCCAAAUUGUCAAAUUUUCCCAUUUACUGGUGAUAAUCUAGCCACUAUUUUGGCAUUGCCAUUAAAUCAAGAUGAAUUUUUAGUUUCAUUAGGUACUUCCACCACGGUAUUACUUGUUACUAAAUCAUAUAUACCAUCUUCAAAUUAUCAUUUAUUUAUUCAUCCAACCAUUCCAGAUGCUUAUAUGGGUAUGAUUUGUUAUUGUAAUGGUGCUUUAGCUCGUGAAAAAGUUCGUGAUGAAUUAAAUAAGAAACAUGGUAAAGAAUCUGGAGAUUGGUCAUUAUUUAAUGAAUUAUUAGAUAAAUCUCAAAAUUUUAAUGGUGAUUUAGGUUGUUAUUUCCCACUUGGUGAAAUUGUUCCAAAUGCAAAAGCUCAAACAAUUAGAGCAAAAUAUGAUUUUAAAACUGGUAAUAUUGAAAUUGUUGAUAAACCUUGGGAUGUUGAAUUAGAUGUUCCAUCAAUUGUGGAAUCUCAAGCAUUAAGUUGUAGAGCAAGAGCAAGUCCAAUGUUGAGUGUUAAAGAUGAUGAAUUGAAACCAGGGUUACAUGAUUUAGAACUUGAUGAAAAGAUAAUUAAGGCAGAAUCAUUAAAUCAAAGACCUACAAAAGUUUUUUAUGUUGGUGGUGCAAGUGCAAAUAAAUCUAUAGUUAAUAAAAUUAGUGAAGUUUUAGGUCCAAUAGAAGGGAAUUAUAGAUCUGAUAAUGCAAAUUCAUGUGCUGUUGGUGGUGCCUAUAAAGCUCAUUGGUCAAAUGAAUGUUUAAAACAAGAUAAAUUUAUAAAUUUCCAUGAAUUUUUAACUGAAAAAUUUAAUUGGAAUGAUGUUGAGAAAAUUGAUGCAAAGAAUAAAUGGGAAGAAUAUUUACCUGGAUUAUCUGUUUUAAAUAAAUUAGAACAAGAUUUAGUUAAAUGA